ACAUCACGGUGCCUCCUCGCAGCUUCCUCCACUCGUCUCCUCCUCUCCCUCUCGCCCCAAAACAAGCAAAGGGAGCAGAUGGGGGCAGCGGGCAGGGGGCCGCUGCAUUAAAAAAAAGAAGGGCACGGAAACUUAAUCCAAUCCAUCCACCAAACCCAAAUCUCUGUCUCGCGCAGCGCAGGCGCAGAGCACCGCCACGCGCGCCUCAUCCGGUACCGCCAUGACGAGCGCCUCCGAGCUCUUCACCGCGCGACGCGGCGCCCGUGGGGGCCGCCUCUCCGAUCCCGACCCGGACCCGGACCCGGAUCCGCACGCCGACGCGCUCCGGGACCAGCACGGCAUCGGCGGGCGGCGCCGGCGACGCGGGUGCCGCCCGCGACGCCAGCUCGACGCCGCUGGGGACGUGCGGCAGCACCUGCACACCGGCGCCCCGCCACCGCGUCGCCGCGGGUCGUACACCGAUCAGAUCUUAUCGUACAUAGACAAUAACAACAUUGGGGAUUCUGCAGCUCGGAGGAACAGACUUGAUAGGCUGAUGUUCAGGACAAAUGAGCGGCUUCCUGGUGCUGUACUGCAAGCACAAGCACGUGUCCUGGAGAGACUCAGGGGCGUUUCUCUUGGUUCAUCUGCCUCCAGGCCAUCCAUCUCAUUAGAUGAAUUUUCUGCUAGCGAUGUGUUUAGAAUCAUCGACUUCAGAAAUAGAGAAACGAGGCACGAGGCAAAUCGGCCCCACUCAUCAUCGUUCCACCCGAGCAGUGAAUCAGAUGAAGAAAGACCAACUGUCAGUUCCACUAACUCCAACCGGUCAACUGGACUUAGCAAGGCGGCUUUCCUGCGUUUGCAGAUUGAGAUUUUUGAGGCUAGCAAAGAUGAUAACAGAGAAGCAUCAUCAGAAUGUUCUAUUUGCCUUGAUGGAUUUUAUGAUGGAGAUGAGCUGAUAAGGUUGCGCUGUGGCCACAGGUUCCACUCAACAUGCUUGGAGCCAUGGGUGCGGAAAUGUGCAGACUGCCCAUACUGUCGAACAAAUAUACGGUCACGAUCCUGAUGGCAAACCCUUAGCUGGAAAUAAGAUUAUAACCACAAUGGAGUUAAACUGUUGCAAAAUUCGCUGCUGUGGGCAUCCCAGUUAAUCCGGUGCUCCUAUGGCAACAUGUCAUUUCUAAUAUCCUGAAUAUGUGUGUUGUGUCGCUCAAUGAGGUUUAUGGACUAUGGUGUUGUGUGUUGUGUGGAGGCUGAUAGCAGUAUAGCUUAGAAACCACCCUUUUCUGUGUAUGUAAGCGAGGGAUUGAGCAAAUGAUCCUGUUCUACUUAUGAUAAUUUUCUGAUGUCUGAAUGUCAGUUGGAAUUGCAUGUUUCUUA
Messenger RNA from Sorghum bicolor (sorghum), 1359 nucleotides. RefSeq names its product probable E3 ubiquitin-protein ligase RHY1A. The record is from RefSeq and is a predicted model, not a curated record. Bases 221 to 1045 code for a protein of 274 amino acids. NCBI's taxonomy places the organism in Eukaryota, Viridiplantae, Streptophyta, Magnoliopsida, Poales, Poaceae. The transcript is spliced from 2 exons.